This is a messenger RNA of Athene cunicularia (burrowing owl), 2403 nucleotides long. It is a transcript of the gene PPP3CC, whose product is annotated as protein phosphatase 3 catalytic subunit gamma. The coding region runs from base 16 to 1545 and encodes 509 amino acids. Lineage: Eukaryota; Metazoa; Chordata; Aves; Strigiformes; Strigidae. Gene Ontology annotation, biological process: calcineurin-mediated signaling. The record is from RefSeq and is a predicted model, not a curated record. Gene Ontology annotation, molecular function: calmodulin binding; calmodulin-dependent protein phosphatase activity. Gene Ontology annotation, cellular component: calcineurin complex; cytoplasm. The transcript is spliced from 15 exons.
AGUCACAUAUUUCAGAUGCCUUCCAGCGCAGCUGUCCCGUUUCCUCCUACGCAGCGGCUCACUCUGAAGGAGGUGUUUGAGGAUGGGAAGCCUAGGCUUGACGUCUUGAAGAGCCACUUGGUGAAGGAAGGACGCCUGGAAGAGGAUGCGGCGCUGAAGAUCAUCAACGAUGGCGCUGCCAUCCUUAGGCACGAGAAGACAAUGAUCGAAGUGGAGGCUCCGAUCACAGUGUGCGGUGACAUUCAUGGGCAGUUUUUUGACCUGAUGAAGUUGUUUGAAGUUGGAGGAUCACCCAAUAACACCCGCUACCUCUUCCUGGGAGACUACGUGGACAGAGGCUACUUCAGUAUAGAGUGCGUGCUGUAUUUAUGGAGUUUAAAGAUAAAUCAUCCCAAAACAUUGUUCCUCCUUCGAGGGAACCAUGAGUGCAGGCACCUCACAGAAUACUUCACCUUUAAGCAGGAAUGUCGAAUCAAGUAUUCGGAGCGAGUGUAUGAUGCGUGUAUGGAUACAUUUGACUGUCUUCCUCUUGCUGCCCUCUUAAACCAGCAAUUUCUGUGUGUUCACGGAGGACUGUCUCCAGAAAUCACGUGUCUAGAUGACAUUAGGAAAUUAGACAGGUUUAAGGAGCCUCCAGCCUUUGGUCCAAUGUGUGACCUGCUCUGGUCCGAUCCAUCAGAGGAUUACGGCAGUGAGAAAACGCUGGAGCAUUUUGCCCACAACACUGUUCGAGGCUGCUCCUAUUUCUACAGUUAUCCUGCAGUUUGUGAAUUUUUGCAGAACAAUAGUUUGUUAUCUGUAAUCCGAGCUCACGAAGCCCAGGACGCUGGGUACCGAAUGUACAGGAAGAGCCAGACAACAGGCUUUCCCUCAUUAAUCACAAUCUUCUCUGCACCAAAUUACCUAGAUGUCUAUAACAACAAGGCUGCUGUACUGAAAUAUGAAAACAACGUCAUGAACAUCAGGCAGUUCAACUGUUCCCCUCAUCCCUACUGGCUUCCAAACUUCAUGGAUGUCUUCACAUGGUCUUUGCCUUUUGUAGGGGAAAAGGUCACAGAAAUGCUCGUUAACAUCCUCAACAUAUGCUCCGAUGAUGAGUUGAUUUCAGAUGGUGAUGAGACAUUGGAAGAUCACUACAUUUCAAGCUAUCAGAAAGGUGGGACAACAGUCCGUAAAGAGAUCAUCAGGAAUAAGAUUAGAGCCAUUGGGAAGAUGGCACGUGUCUUCUCGGUUCUGCGAGAGGAGAGCGAGAGCGUGCUGACUCUCAAAGGCCUGACUCCCACAGGUACACUGCCCCUGGGGGUGCUCUCAGGGGGGAGGCAGACCCUGCAGACCGCCACAGUAGAAGCGGUAGAGGCACGGGAAGCCAUCCGCGGGUUUUCGCCGCAGCACAAGAUCCGCAGCUUCGAAGAAGCCCGAGGGCUGGAUCGCAUUAACGAGCGCAUGCCCCCCCGCAAGGAUUCACUGCACUCAGACGGGCCCGUGAACUUGGUAACCUCAACAAACUCUGCGGACAAGAACGGCACAGGGAAGAAAACCCAGUAACGCUCCGAGCGCCCAAUCUGCACCACUAAAGGAUCCAAAACUUAAUGAAUUUUAUUUAUUUAUUAUUGGGAUGGGGUGGGGGCAGGGGAGAAACCAACUUCACCUGGAGGCACGUUCAUAAUCCAGUUUGCAUCCGUUCUGUAAGAAAGGUGACCAUUUUGUAAUUUUUUUAUUUAUGUUCAAUAUAUAAAAAGUCCAUCUUUUUUUAAUUUAGAAACCAAUCUAACUGCUAGUGCAUAUAUGAAGUGUUGUGAUGUACAGCUGACCUCUCCUCCACGAGAGGCAAACCUCUGCGGGGGGAUUAAAAGAAACAAAAACAGUCCCAGGCAACUUGGGUCGUUGACUUUGGUACAAUUCUAAGUUAGCCUGUCCUUUCAAAAGCAGGUCCUUUCGUUGAAGAUAGGGUUGGUUUGGUUUUUCCUUUCACAACUGUCUCCUUCCCAGAGUUUGCUGUUGGUUUUUUUUUUUCUUCAACUUCUUGCCAACCUGCAUCUGCUGCUUUAGCAAACGAUUCUAUAGAAGGCACCUGGCUGGGAUCUGCUCCUCUCCCCGAGGUGACACCUAAAAUAUUUGGGAUUAGCUCGAAAGGGCUCCGGCCUGUCAGUCCGAGCGCCUUUUCCUGCAGUAAUUCAGUUUUAUUCCGGUGGAGCCCCAGGCCAAACCUCCCUCCUCAGAAGGGGAAGGCGGGCGGGAGAAGCGCUGCCCCUUGUCGCAGCAGUUCCCGAAGCUCCGGCCCUGCGGGCUCGGCGCAGCAGAAAUCCCGCUGGGAAUCCCUCUGAUUCAGAGCAGAGGAAUUCUUGCCAGUCUCUAGCGAGCAGCCGCUCUUUGGGAAAUCUGCAGGGCCUCAAUUUUAAAAGG